This is a messenger RNA of Helobdella robusta, 837 nucleotides long. RefSeq lists its product as hypothetical. Gene Ontology annotation, cellular component: Ku70:Ku80 complex. Gene Ontology annotation, molecular function: double-stranded DNA binding; telomeric repeat DNA binding. The transcript has 7 exons. Gene Ontology annotation, biological process: cellular response to X-ray; cellular response to gamma radiation; telomere maintenance. The record is from RefSeq and is a predicted model, not a curated record. Lineage: Eukaryota; Metazoa; Annelida; Clitellata; Rhynchobdellida; Glossiphoniidae. The coding region runs from base 1 to 837 and encodes 278 amino acids.
AUGUUGCAAAUGUAUCAGGAAGCUAUAGCCAUUGUGUUGGAUGUCGGACCGUCCAUGACCCAGAACAUGUAUCUCGUAGAGUCAUUACAGCUUAUUAAAAUGAUUCUGCAACGAAAACUCUUUUCAGAGUCAAAAGAUGAAAUUAUGUUGAUUUUGUUUGGUACUCGCACAUCAAAAAAUCAACUUUUCAAUGGUCAAGAGUAUCGUCAUAUUACUGUUGAGAAACCUUUGAUGCAAGUCAAUUUUGAGCUAAUUCAAUAUGUUCAAAAUAUUGAUGCCCACUAUAAAGGACAGUCUGCUGAUUUUGUGGAUGCUGUUGUGGUGGCAAUGGAUGAACUUAAAAGAUGCACAGAGGGUAAAAAGAUUUAUUCAAGCAAAAGAAUAAUUUUGCUCUCCAACUUGAUGGAAAAAUUUAAUGAUGACCAAUUAGAUGAUAUAUUGGCUUCCCUUAAAGAAUCACAUUUUGAAUUCAACUAUAUAGGGACAUGUUUGGAAAAUUGGGAAUCAGAAUCUGACAAAGGGAAGACUCACCAGCAGGCCAAUGGGGAGGUGAAUGCUCAAAAAACUGGAUUGGAAGUUAUCAGAAGAAUUCUUGAUGAAGUUGAUGGAGACUAUUUUUCUUUAAAACAACUGUUACCCUGUUUGAGUUUUAUACAAUCGAGAAGUGUUCGACCAACUGCUUGGAAAGCUAACCUAAAGAUUGGAUCAUCUCUGGAGAUCCCUAUUUGCCUCUAUACAAGGCAUCCCGCGUACAUCCAGCACAAAAUUUCUCGGAGUGAUAAUCAAGGACAACCUCUCGUGGGAUAUGCAUAUAGACUCGUUAUCGAAAAUAAUUAA